Messenger RNA from Pneumocystis murina B123, 932 nucleotides. RefSeq lists its product as hypothetical. NCBI's taxonomy places the organism in Eukaryota, Fungi, Ascomycota, Pneumocystomycetes, Pneumocystales, Pneumocystaceae. The record is from RefSeq and is a predicted model, not a curated record. Gene Ontology annotation, biological process: mRNA splicing, via spliceosome. Gene Ontology annotation, molecular function: U12 snRNA binding; pre-mRNA intronic binding. Bases 28 to 771 code for a protein of 247 amino acids. Gene Ontology annotation, cellular component: U12-type spliceosomal complex. The transcript is spliced from 3 exons.
AAAUUAUAACUUUUAUUUUCUAAUAAUAUGGAAUUAGAGAAGGUUCCUGUUUCUACAGAAAAUAAUGAAUUUUCAUAUGUACCUACAAAUGGAUCACUUUAUCCACCUUCAGAAACUAUUUAUAUCCGUAACUUGUCAGAAAAAGUAAAAAUUGACGUUUUGAAAAAAUCUUUAGAGGCAGUUUUUUCAUCAUAUGGUACUAUUUUAGAUAUUGUUGCGCAUAAAAAUAUACGAAUGAAAGGACAAGCGUUUGUUGUAUUUGAUUCUAUUAGUUCUGCUCAGAAGGCAAUUGCUGAUGUUCAAGCAUUUAAACUUUUUGAUAAGCCUAUGGUUUUGCAGUUUAGUAAGACAAAAAGUGAUGCAACAGUUAAAAAGUUUGGAACUCUGGAAGAAUUUGAAGAACAUAAAAGACGAAGAAUAGAAAAAAAGGUGAACCGUAAAGUAAUUCAAGUAAAAGCGCCCCAGACUACUACUACAAAGAAAAAUGUUAGUAAAAAGGUUACUCAAAAACAACCUACAAUACCUGAUGAAUAUUUGCCUCCACAUAAAGUUCUUUUUCUUCAAAAGUUGCCCGAAAAUGUUACAGCAGAUGUUUUAUCUGCUGUAUUUGGACGUUUUUCUGGUUUUAAGGAAGUUCGUAUGGUUCCUGGAAGGGCUGGCAUUGCAUUUGUUGAAUAUGAGAGAGAUGAAGAUGCAAUUGUUGCUAAACAAGGAACUGUUGGUAUGUCUUUGAGUGGAUGUGUCAUCUCUGUCAAUUACGGACGUAAAUAAAUCUCAGAUUCUCAGAUUUUUAAAUUCUCUUUAUAUUUUUUUAUUACAAAAUCUAUUUAGAAGGAUUCAAUAUACUAUUAUAGUAUACAAUAUUUUCAAAAUUUUGUUGCAUUUUAUAACUAUUAUUCUUUAUAUAUACUUUAUAUAUUUUCAAAAAAACA